This is a messenger RNA of Dalotia coriaria, 2038 nucleotides long. RefSeq lists its product as uncharacterized. Bases 113 to 1012 code for a protein of 299 amino acids. NCBI's taxonomy places the organism in Eukaryota, Metazoa, Arthropoda, Insecta, Coleoptera, Staphylinidae. The transcript is spliced from 5 exons. The record is from RefSeq and is a predicted model, not a curated record.
GCCGUAAUCCGCCACUGGUCGUAACGAAGGUAUAAAUACCGGAUUAGUCCAUGACGAUCAUUCAGUGUCGCGUUACAUUUUGAUCGCGGGCCGUUAUUCGACGUCGCAUAAAAUGUUGUGGGCAGGUUUCAUUUUCGUGAGUGGAUUAAUUCUCGCCAAUGGAGAAUGUCCAGAUGGUUGUGAUCAACCUGUUGCAAUUUAUAAAGAUUUACGUUGUGAACCGAUCUACGCCAAGCCAACAGACUGUUGUCCAGUGAAAUAUGAUUGCUCAACACUAGAAAAACGUCCAGAAGGUAAAUGUACAUACAGAGGGAAGACAUAUAACCUCAAAGAAGAUAUUCCCCAAGAUGAAACCUAUGGAAACUGUCAGAUAGGCUGUUCUUGUCGUGAAACUGAUAACAUUCAGUGCGCCAUCUUAGAUUGUCCAGAAUGGCUGGGAAGUCGUCCGAAAGCCGGCAGCCAUUUUACUUACACACUAAAUAAGUGCUGUUCCACCGGGCAACAAGCUGCACCUUUUGCCACGUGCAAAGUCGGUGAAGAAGAAUACAAAGAAGGGCAGAAAUUCAGUGGACCAAAACGUUGUACCGACUGUGUUUGCGCUAAGGGCUGGAAGGGUAAAUUCGAAGCACCUUUCUGCAUGGAACAGACCUGCACGGAGGAAAUGACAAAUAUUAAGAAAAUGAAAGCAAAUUGCGCUCCGUCAUAUCUUGGAAAGAAUCCUUGCUGUCCAUUUAAGUGGAUUUGUUCUGAUGAUGAAAAGGCAGAUGACAAAAUAACACCUUCUGCCACGCCUAAAGAUGCUAAUAACAAGGAGCAAUGCAAGUAUGGUUCAAAGUUGUUGAACAUCGGUGAUAAAUUCGAACGGAUAGAACCGAUUUCAUCGUAUGAUCGCUUCGAGAUAAACUGCACUUGCGUCAUUCCACCAUUCCUUACCUGCACACAGAAACAGGUCUUCGACAAGGAUAAAACCCCGCAUCAUAUCAAAUUGAUUGCAGGAAUACUCAAAAAAUAACAUCCUUAUUCAAUCGUCGUUAGUAGUCACAGUCUUAUCCGUCAGGUUAAAUUACAAGGAAUGUUUAAGUCAUGUUUCAAUCAAGUCCCAUUUGUUAAAAGUCGGUUCAUUGCACAGCGUCAUGAUUACGAUAGAUCCGAUUUCAGCUUUUCGUACUCCUAGGCAAGUUCCGGCGGCCAUGUUGUAAAUGGGUGAGUGUUUCUGUCAAAAUUUAAGAGAAUUAAGAAAAUGACAGACAGACAAGCAGAUGGCGAUGGAAACUUACUUCUCCUUUGUGUUUCCAUUCUUGAUCACCACCCAUUUCGUGGCAUUUAUAGAGAUUCGGUUCGGGUUGAUGUGCAUUCAGGCAUAGUAACUGCGCGAGGACAAAUUCACUUCGAUCUGUUUCGAACCACAUCUGUGAUUUUGAUAAAACAAAAUUUAAAAUUUGAUUACUUUUAUGCAUAUUACUAUCAGAUAUUUUAAAUUACCUGUUGUUUACCACGAAUACAUUGUUUCAACACCAAUAAACUCCCCUUGGCUUUGACAUCUUUCACAGCCUGCACGCAGAGGUUACUCUCGCUCAACCUAAUUUGAAACUGUUUCGUAUAGUUACGUUUACGCGAAUGCCACGGCUGGAAUUUAUCUUGAUCUAAUGCAGACCACUUUUUCGCUUUUUUUCUGCAUUAUCAUCGGGCAGUGCCAAUUCAGGAUACACAUUCUUUAGAUACCAAGUAAAAUUCUUACAAUGUAAUUCUUCACGUAGUUUUAUACGAGCGGAAAUGUCUCCAUAGUCGACUUUUUCACCUUUUCUUGAAUUUAAGUAGUAAGAUUUGUAGUCAUCCAUCCAGACAUGCGCAACACGCAUGGAAUUAUAUAACAUUGUGUCUUGACCAUCUGGAGAGCUGUAUGGACGUCUCUGGCGGAAAACAUGACCAACUCUGCUACAAGGGAUGAGUUCUAGCCGUCCACCACACAUCCAAAUCUUAAAAAUUUAAAAAUGUUGAAAAUUAACAGUUUUAUGACAAAAAAUUGUAUUUACACUUA